This is a messenger RNA of Panicum hallii, 714 nucleotides long. Its product is annotated as acyl-acyl carrier protein thioesterase ATL4, chloroplastic-like. The transcript is spliced from 5 exons. Bases 1 to 714 code for a protein of 237 amino acids. Gene Ontology annotation, cellular component: chloroplast. NCBI's taxonomy places the organism in Eukaryota, Viridiplantae, Streptophyta, Magnoliopsida, Poales, Poaceae. The record is from RefSeq and is a predicted model, not a curated record. Gene Ontology annotation, molecular function: fatty acyl-[ACP] hydrolase activity.
AUGCAGCAGCAGAUGGCCGGCCUCGUUCGUCAGGUCACCGGCCUCUCCCCUCGGCCGCACGCCGCCGAUGGGAGCUCCGGCGGCCCCCAUGGGCAGCACCGCGUGGUGGUGCGCACCGGCCGGGCGCGUCCCGGCAGGAUCGUCGCGGCGGCGCACGUGGCUUCCCGGCCCAAAUACUGCCGGCUCCGGGGCGCGGCUGCGGUCGCCGUCCCCGAAACCAGCCGCCAGCAGCUCCUCGAUCAACAACACGUUCGCCCCACCGCACCGAACCAGCUUAUUAGCACCGUCAGGAAGGACAAGUUCUUCGAGAUCGAGAUGAAGGUCCUUGACGACGAGCUCGACGAGUACGGCGUCGUCAACAACGCCAUCUACGCCAGCUACCUCCACAGUGGUCGUGACGUGGUGCUCGAGAAGCUGGGCAUCAGCGUGGACUACUGGACAUCCACGGGCAACGCCAUGGCUCUGUCAGAGCUGAACCUCAAGUACUACGCGCCUCUCAGGAGUGGCGACAGGUUCGUCGUCAAGGUGAAGCCUGUGCAAAUCAAAGGCGUGCGAAUGAUCGUCGAGCACAUGAUCGAGACCCUGCCGGAGCGUAAGCUCGUAUUGGAAGGCAGAGCGACCGUUGUUUGCCUCAACAAAGACUUUCGUCCAACUCGGGUGUUCCCGGAGUUAUCUGCAAGAGCAAUGGAGGUCUUCGCUUGCAAGGUUGCCUAA